CGUCCGAUGAAAAACAGACGGCCCUGAUAACACAUAGAAUAAGUAAUUGUAUUUCUCACCUAAUGUUUUGACAAUUUCCCUAAGCCAGAUAAAACACUUAAAAAUUGUUGACAAAUAUAUUGUCAUUGAUCUAGAGUCCACCCUGAAUUCCAUAAAACCAUCAGAUGCCUCACAUGGCAACCUAAGCUAGCUGCCAACAUCAGCAGAUCUGCUUCUUAUAACCUUCCCCAACCUCUCCUCCCCUUCCUCUACUCUUCCAUUUAAGUACUCCAUGUUUCAGUUAGUGCUAGUCUGUUACUAGUGUUAGUGUUAGCCUCUCUCCCUCCCUCUCACACACUGUUCACUAACCCAAUCACUAGGCAGCUCAGCUCAGCUCAUUUCAUUCUGAGUCUCAGCUCAGCUCAAGCAAAGUAAGCAAGAAGAUUAGAAGAAGAGGAGGAAAAAUUAAUUGGGGUGAGUUUGAUGACGACGCUACCCACCGCGAUUCUACUCCUCCUCCUCCUCCUCGCGCUGCCGCCGCCGUCCGCCGUCGUCGCGCUCACCGCCGACGGCCUCGCGCUGCUGGCGCUCAAGGCGGCGGUCACCGACGACCCGCUGUCGGUGCUGUCGUCGUGGUCGGAGUCCGACCCCGACCCCUGCCGGUGGCCCGGGGUGACGUGCUCCAACGUGACGGCGGCGGGCGGCGAGCCGCGGCGGCGGGUGGUCGGGGUGGCGCUCGCCGGGAAGAACCUGUCCGGGUACAUCCCGUCGGAGCUCGGCUCGCUGCUGUUCCUCCGGCGGCUGAACCUGCACGACAACCGGCUCGCCGGCGGCGUCCCGGCGGCGCUGUCGAACGCGUCGUCGCUGCACUCGCUGUUCCUCUACGGGAACCGGCUCACCGGCGCCCUCCCCGCCGCGCUCUGCGACAUCCCGCGGCUGCAGAACCUCGACGUGUCGAGGAACGCGCUGUCCGGGGGGCUCCCCGGCGACCUCCGGAACUGCCGGAGCCUGCAGCGGCUCAUCCUCGCCGGGAACUCGUUCUCCGGCGAGGUGCCGGCGGGGAUCUGGGCCGAGAUGGCCAGCCUCCAGCAGCUGGACAUUUCGUCGAACGGGUUCAAUGGCUCCAUCCCGGCCGACCUCGGCGAGCUCCCGAGGCUCGCCGGCACGCUCAACCUGUCGCACAACCGGUUCUCCGGCGUCGUCCCGCCGGAGCUGGGGCGGCUGCCGGCGACCGUCACGCUCGACCUCCGCUUCAACAACCUCUCCGGCGCCAUCCCGCAGACGGGCUCGCUCGCCAGCCAGGGCCCAACCUCCUUCCUCAACAACCCCGGCCUCUGCGGCUUCCCUCUCCAGGUCCCCUGCCGCGCCGUCCCGCCGCCGACGCAGUCGCCACCGGCACCGACGACCACGACGACCACGACCACCCCAUCGUCGGCUUCCGCCGCCGCCGCGGCGGCAUCGGAACACCACCAACCGAUCAGGACCAGCCUGAUCGCCCUCAUCUCCAUCGCCGACGCCGCCGGCGUCGCCCUCGUCGGCGUCAUCCUAGUCUACGUCUACUGGAAGGUCAAGGAUCGCAAGAAACAAGGCCGCUCCUCCACCGUCGCCGCCGGUGACGAGAACGAAAGCCGCCACGGGCUCUGCCGCUGCAUAUGGGGUCACCGGGGCGUCGACUCCGACACCGACACCGACGACUCGUCGGCGUCGGAGAACGGCGGCGGCGGAGGGAAGUACGGCGAGGGGGAGCUGGUGGCGAUCGACAGGGGGUUCAGGGUGGAGCUGGACGAGCUGCUCCGGUCGUCGGCGUACGUGCUGGGGAAGGGAGGGAAGGGGAUCGUGUACAAGGUGGUGGUCGGCAACGGCGCGACGCCGGUGGCGGUGCGGCGGCUGGGCGGCGGCGGUGGAGGCGGGGAGCGGUGCAAGGAGUUCGCGGCGGAGGCGCGGGCUGUGGGGCGGGCGCGCCACCCCAACGUGGUGCGGCUGCGCGCGUACUACUGGUCCGCCGACGAGAAGCUCGUCGUCACCGACUUCGUCGGCAACGGCAACCUCGCCGCCGCGAUGCGUGGUCGUCCGGGUCAAACACCCCUGUCGUGGUCAACGCGGCUGAAGAUCGCGAGGGGCGCGGCGCGCGGCCUCGCGUACCUCCACGAGUGCAGCCCGCGGCGGUUCGUCCACGGCGAGGUCAAGCCGUCCAACAUCCUCCUCGACGCCGACUUCACCCCGCGCGUCGCCGACUUCGGCCUCGCCCGCCUCCUCGCCGUCGCCGGAUGCGCCGACGACGUCGUCGACGCGCCCCCGGCGGCGCCGUCGUCGGGCGGCCUGCUCGGCGGCGCCAUACCGUACGCGGCGAAGCCGGCGUCGUCCGUGGCGGCGGAUCACCGCGGCGGCGGGUACCGCGCGCCCGAGGCGCGGACGGCGGGGGCGCGGCCGGCGCAGAAGUGGGACGUGUUCUCGUUCGGCGUGGUGCUGAUGGAGCUCCUGACGGGGCGCGGCCCCGGCGACCACGCGUCGCCGUCGACAUCGGCGUCGUUCUCGGCGCCGUCGUCGUCGUCGGCGGCGACGACGGACCGGUCAGGGAGCGGCGAGCACGGGCACGGCGCCGGCGUCGGCGGCGCAGUGGUGCCGGAGGUGGUGCGGUGGGUGCGGCGCGGGUUCGAGGAGGAGGCGCGGCCGGUGUCGGAGAUGGUGGACCCGGCGCUGCUCCGGGACGCGCCGCCGCUGCCGAAGAAGGAGGUGGUGGCGGCGUUCCACCUCGCGCUCGCCUGCACCGAGCUCGACGCCGACCUCCGCCCCAGGAUGAAGGCCGUCGCCGACACCCUCGACAAGAUCGCCUCCUCAUGAUCGAUCGAUCGAGCGAGCUACCAACCGAUGCAGAUCAGAGCUCCAUUGCGAAAUCUUCUUCUUCUUCUUCUUCUUCUUCUUCUUCUUCUUCUUCUUCUUCUUCUUCUUCUUCUUCUUCUUCUUCUUCUUUCUUGCGCAAAAUGUGAAUUGAUCAUCACAAGAUCAUGCUUGUCCGAGAAAUCAUUUUCUUUCUCCUUUUUUUGGGUUCUUGGAAAUAUUUUUCCGAGCUUUUUUUUUCUUGAAACUUGUAAGUGGUGGUUUUUUUGGGUGGCUGCUAUUCUUUUGGAUGGAAUUGAUCAAAUCAUUUUGAGAUGAUAUAUAUAUAUAGGGUAUAUAGGAGGGAAGUAGAUAAUCAAGUUGUUUGUUGUAAGUUCUA
Messenger RNA from Oryza sativa Japonica Group (Japanese rice), 3196 nucleotides. RefSeq names its product receptor protein kinase-like protein ZAR1. Gene Ontology annotation, biological process: protein phosphorylation. Gene Ontology annotation, molecular function: ATP binding; protein kinase activity; protein binding. The record is from RefSeq and is a predicted model, not a curated record. Lineage: Eukaryota; Viridiplantae; Streptophyta; Magnoliopsida; Poales; Poaceae.